GUAGUCGAUAGCGAGCGUUCAAGGGAAACAGAACAACGAUGCUUUUGAGUAAGGAACCGCCUGAUAUAGAAAAUAUUUUGGCCUUAAAUCCAAGAAUUAGAAAAUACGCAAAUUAUGUUCCCAGCAAUGACACAAAAAAGAUUAAAAAAAAAUGGAAAAGAAAUCAAGACAAGGAUUGUUCAACGUGCGAUUCAUUAAAUAAAAAUUUUGAUGAUAUUAAGCAUACAACGCUAAGUGAAAGGGGAGCACUGAAAGAAGCCUCCCGUUGUCUGAAAUGCGCUGACGCACCAUGCCAAAAAAGCUGCCCUACACAACUGGACAUCAAGACGUUCAUAACUAUGAUAUCUAACAAAAACUAUUAUGGAGCGGCAAAGGCAAUUUUAUCUGAUAAUCCAUUGGGUUUAACUUGUGGAAUGGUAUGUCCAACAUCAGAUUUAUGCGUUGGCAGUUGCAAUCUAGAAGCUAGUGAGGAGGGUGGCAUAAAUAUAGGAGGGCUACAACAAUUUGCUGUUGAAGCUUUCAAAAAGAUGCAUUUGAAACAAAUUCGUGAUCCUGCUGCUCCUGCUCUGGAAGAUCUAGAUGAUUCUUUUAGACAGCCUAUAGCUUUAGUUGGUUGUGGACCAGCAAGCAUUAGCUGUGCAACUUUCUUGGCAAGACUUGGUUACUCGAACGUAGUCAUUUAUGAAAAGAACGAUUUUGUGGGUGGUUUGAGCUCUUCGGAGAUUCCUCAAUUCCGUCUUCCUUUUGAUGCCGUAAAUUUUGAAAUAAAACUAAUGAAAGAUUUAGGCGUAAAAGUCGAACUGAAUAAACCGUUUUCGGCAUGCAAUGGACUAACACUUGAUAGUCUUAAAAAAAGUGGAAAUAAAGCUAUAUUUCUUGGUUUUGGUCUGCCAAACGCAAAAGUAAUUCCUCUUUUCGAAGGACUAUCAGAGAAAAAUGGUUUUUACACAUCGAAGAGCUUUCUUCCCCGUGUUUCAGCUGCUAGCAAGGCAGGGAUGUGUUCUUGCAAUUCCCAAUUGCCGUCUCUACGAGGAAACGUUGUAGUUUUGGGAGCUGGCGAUACAGCUUUUGAUUGUGCAACAUCAGCUCUAAGGUGUGGAGCUAAAAAAGUGUUUGUCGUUUUUCGUCGAGGGUUUACUAAUAUUAGAGCCGUACCCGAGGAAAUGGAUUUAGCAAAGGAGGAGAAAUGCGAGUUUAUGCCUUUCCUACUCCCUAAAAAAGUAGAAAGGAAAGGAGACAAAAUUUGGAGUCUAGAAUUUCAUCGAAAUGUGCAAAAUCCAGAUACUAACGAAUGGGAAGAGGAUGAUAGCCAAAUAGUUAAGCUACGCGUUGAUUAUAUUAUAUCUGCUUUUGGAUCUGGUUUAUUUGAUCAAGAAAUCACAAAGGCUCUUAGCCCUUUGAAUUUGAAUCGAUGGGGAUUACCUGUUGUUGACGAUAAAACAAUGACUACAAGUGAACAAGAUGUAUUUUGUGGAGGAGACUUGGCUGGUAUAGCUCAAACAACUGUUGAAAGUGUUAAUGAUGGUAAAAUCGCUGCUUGGAACAUGCAUCGUUAUCUUCAAAGAAUCGCAGGUAAAAAAGUUGUUACCGAGUCUCCUGAGCUACCUAAGUUUUAUACUGAUGUUGACAAAGUCAGUUUAUCUGUUGAAAUAUGUGGUAUUACCUUUGAAAAUCCGUUUGGUCUAGCAAGUGCUCCACCAACUACAACUUCAGCAAUGAUUCGACGCGCUUUUGAGGCUGGAUGGGGUUUCGCUCUAACCAAGACUUUUGGAUUAGAUAAAGAUUUAGUAACAAAUGUUUCACCACGUAUUGUUCGAGGUAGUACUAGCGGGCACAAUUAUGGACCAGGACAAGGCUCUUUUCUAAAUAUUGAGUUGAUAAGUGAAAAAACUGCUGCAUAUUGGUGUCGAUCUAUUACUGAACUAAAAAGAGACUUCCCUAAAAAAGUUAUAAUAGCUUCGAUAAUGUGUAGUUAUAACGAACAAGAUUGGGUUGAACUAGCGCAGAUGGCUGAGAAAGCUGGCGCCGAUUUACUGGAGCUAAAUUUAUCCUGUCCCCAUGGUAUGGGAGAGAGAGGUAUGGGUUUGGCAUGUGGUCAAGAUCCUGUAUUAGUAAAGAAUAUAUGUUUAUGGGUCCGAAAAUCGAUCAAAAUUCCUUUCUUUGCAAAAAUGACUCCGAAUAUAACAGAUAUUGUUGCUAUUGCUCGAGCAGCUAAAGAGGGAAAUGCAGAUGGUGUUACUGCAACUAAUACUGUAUCCGGUUUAAUGCAUUUGAAAUAUGAUAAUUCGGCUUGGCCCUCAGUUGGUAAAGAGAAGAGAACGACUUAUGGAGGAGUUUCUGGAAAUGCUAUUCGACCUAUUGCUCUUCGUGCCGUCUCAGCAAUUGCUCGCGCACUACCGGGCUUUCCUAUCUUGGCAACGGGUGGUAUAGAUUCUGCGGAUGUUGGCCUUCAGUUUAUUCAUGCUGGAGCUUCAGCCCUUCAGAUUUGUAGCGCUGUUCAAAACCAGGAUUUUACUCUAGCUACUGACUAUAUUCAGGGUCUGCAAACACUUCUCUACUUGCAUACGUUGGAACAUACAAAAUCCUGGGAAGGGCAAAGUGCUCCCUCUCAGCCACAUCAAAAAGGCAAAACGAAAAUCAUGACAAAUUUAUCCAUACCGUUUUUUGGAGACUAUGCCAAGGAGCGACUAGAAAAGAUGAAAAAAGAAAAUGAGAAAAAAGACUUACUUGACAAAAAGUACUUUCCUACUGAUAUUGAGAAUGCAAAACAGGUUUAUGAAAUACCAACCAUUCAGAGUAUGAUUGGAAGAGCUCUACCUCAUAUUGGAACUUACGGGGAUCUUGACAACAAACAGCAGAGCGUUGCUCUUAUAAAUGAUGAUAUGUGUAUCAAUUGUGGGAAAUGUUACAUGACUUGUAACGAUUCUGGAUACCAAGCAAUUACAUUUGAUCCUAAUACACAUAUUCCUCACGUGACAGAUGAUUGUACUGGCUGUACUCUAUGUGUAUCCGUUUGCCCAAUUCUCGAUUGCAUCUCAAUGGUUAACAGAGAAGGAAUAAAGCUUCCCAAUAGAGGCGUCGAACCUGGAAAAGUUAUAAAAUUAGAAGUUUAG
Molecule: messenger RNA, 3113 nt
Organism: Dimorphilus gyrociliatus
Lineage: Eukaryota; Metazoa; Annelida; Polychaeta; Dinophilidae
Source: the annotation of a GenBank genome assembly